GAACCACAGUCUUACUGAGGAGGCAGGAAGCGCCGCAGCUCGUGUCGCGGCGCGUGCCGGGUAGCCGGAGUCAGGCGGCUCUCCUCGUAGCACGCGGAGGCGAACGGAGACCCAGUACCAUGGCAGAGCAGGAUGUGGAGAACGAGCUCUUGGAUUACGAAGAAGACGAAGAGCCCCAGGCUCCUCCAGAGAGUACUCCAGCUCCACCUAAGAAAGACGUCAAGGGGUCCUACGUCUCCAUCCAUAGCUCUGGCUUCCGAGACUUUUUGCUGAAGCCAGAGCUCCUGAGGGCCAUAGUGGACUGUGGUUUUGAACACCCAUCCGAGGUCCAGCAUGAGUGUAUCCCCCAGGCCAUCCUGGGCAUGGAUGUCCUGUGCCAGGCCAAGUCUGGGAUGGGUAAGACGGCUGUCUUCGUGCUGGCUACUCUGCAGCAGAUCGAGCCUGUUAACGGACAGGUGACAGUCCUGGUCAUGUGCCAUACGAGGGAGUUGGCCUUCCAAAUCAGCAAGGAAUAUGAGCGCUUCUCCAAAUACAUGCCCAGUGUCAAGGUGUCUGUGUUCUUUGGGGGCCUUUCCAUCAAGAAAGAUGAAGAAGUGUUGAAGAAGAAUUGUCCCCAUGUAGUGGUGGGGACACCAGGCAGGAUCCUGGCCCUCGUGCGGAACAGGAGCCUCAACUUAAAAAACGUGAAGCACUUUGUGUUGGACGAGUGUGACAAGAUGCUGGAGCAGCUGGACAUGCGGCGGGAUGUGCAGGAGAUCUUCCGCCUAACGCCUCAUGAGAAGCAGUGCAUGAUGUUCAGUGCCACCCUGAGCAAGGAGAUCCGGCCAGUCUGCAGGAAGUUCAUGCAGGAUCCCAUGGAGGUGUUUGUGGACGACGAGACCAAGCUCACGCUGCAUGGGCUGCAGCAGUACUAUGUCAAGCUCAAGGACAGCGAGAAGAACCGAAAGCUCUUUGACCUCCUGGAUGUGCUGGAGUUUAACCAGGUGGUGAUCUUCGUCAAAUCCGUGCAGCGCUGCAUGGCCCUGGCCCAGCUCCUUGUGGAGCAGAACUUCCCAGCCAUCGCCAUUCACCGGGGCAUGGCCCAGGAGGAGCGUCUGUCACGCUACCAGCAGUUCAAGGACUUCCAGCGGCGGAUCUUGGUGGCCACCAAUCUCUUUGGCCGAGGGAUGGAUAUUGAGCGCGUCAACAUCGUCUUCAACUAUGACAUGCCCGAGGACUCAGACACCUACCUCCACCGGGUGGCCCGCGCAGGUCGCUUUGGCACCAAAGGCCUGGCCAUCACUUUUGUGUCUGAUGAAAAUGAUGCCAAAAUUCUCAAUGAUGUCCAGGACCGGUUUGAAGUGAAUGUGGCUGAGCUUCCGGAAGAAAUCGAUAUCUCCACAUACAUCGAGCAGAGCCGGUAACCACGUGCCUUGAAGACCCAGCCGCCCUGCUUCCCACGUGCUGCUUCAUGUCCUCUUUCUAGGCAACAGAUGGGUGUCUCUUUUUACUGUUCAAAAGCUGUAGAUUUGUGUAAGAAUAAAUUUUUAUUAUGGAA
Urocitellus parryii (Arctic ground squirrel) is the source of this 1537-nucleotide messenger RNA. It is a transcript of the gene Ddx39a, whose product is annotated as DExD-box helicase 39A. Gene Ontology annotation, molecular function: nucleic acid binding; RNA helicase activity; ATP binding. Lineage: Eukaryota; Metazoa; Chordata; Mammalia; Rodentia; Sciuridae. The record is from RefSeq and is a predicted model, not a curated record.